UGCGGCUCUCCGUCGCUGCCCGCACACGCGGUGGGCCCGGUGGCUGCGAGGAGACGCGCGGGGCGUGUGUCCUCCGCCGCGUCCUCCCGCGCUCAGGCAGCGAGGCUGCGUGGCUGUUGGGAGACACUUCUGCACGUUCCUGGGCUCCUGAGGCAGUGCGCACGGUUGGGAGCUGUGCUGAGGGCCCCUCCUCGCCUGUGGGUUGGUGAGCACCAGAGGGCAGACACUCAGGGGCUCACAGCUUCUCUGGCCUCCCUGUCUGCUGAGCAGUGCCACGUGUGGUUGUCCUAAGAAAAGGUCGUUCUCCUUUGAUGAUUCUCAAGACAGUUGUGCUAGACAGUGGCAACAGUCUCCAGGAAGCGGGAUGUCAGAGCCUCUGGGAAAAAUGCUGCUCCUUUCUGGCGCGAUGAUUGCUGGAGUCGUUCCCCUCGUGUAUUACGGUAUACAGAAAGCUUUUUCCAGAACUUCCUAUUAUCAGCUGGCUGUGGAGCAGCUGCGAAGUCACCCUGAGGCCCUGGAAGCUCUGGGCAGUCCUCUCAAUGUCCACCAUCUUGAGCUCACCGACAGGCACAACUUCGUGGACAUUGCCGAUGCCAAGUUGAAGAUUCCUGUGUCUGGAUCCAAGUCUGGGGGUCAUCUGUACGUCUACUCAUCCAGAGAAGGCCCCUUUCGGAGGUGGCACCUUCAGGAGGUCUUCCUAGAGCUCAGUGAUGGGCAGCAGAUUCCUGUGUUCAAGCUCGGCAAGGAGAGUGGCAGUGAAUUCGAAAAGGAGUAAAGGUGAUGAGGACGACUCAGCAUCCCCUCCUUCCACUGCAAGCCACAUCCUGCAGCCACCAGUACAAUGAAUGUGUGCUGGCAUAUGGUAAUUUGGGUAUCAUUCAUUGAGAAAAUGAUACCCUGACCUCAAUGAAUGCUACUGUGUUUUUAUCAUUUAUUUAAAAAUGCUCUGUAUAAAAAAAGCAAAGCACAAGAUAACGAAAGACUGUUUUCAGUUUCUGCUGGUUCUUUUCCUCCUGAUCAAUAAAGAUUGAGGCUUACUAGAACUGAAGAGCUUUCUCAACUGCUGACAUCAUUGUGCCAACACAAACCAGGUACUACUUACUGUUUGUUCACUCAACCUUCAAUUCCUGUUAAGUAACUUCCAUCACUUGGAAAGACUGUUUGCUAUUUUCAUGUCUAUUUCAGUUACUACCUGUCAGAUCUGCACAAUAAUUACUUUCAUUCCAUCAUUUUGAAAGCUUAAAGCUUUAAUUGUCUAACAUGAGCUUUAUGUGUACCUAUGUAAUCUACAGCUACCAGGUCCUGAUCCUUUACUCCCCAAUCAAUUCAACUACCUGUACAACAAAGUCAUAUUCUAAGCUUACUGUUUUUAAAAAGACACUGCAUUUUGAAGAGCCCUUCUUCUAAGACCCAGAGCUUACAAAAAGUUUAUUAUCCUUCCUUUCAAAAACAAAGCUAACCCUCGUAGUAGCACCAGGCUUUCAUGCAGUUGUAAUUGUCUACAAGGACAUUUGUAAGCUUUUGCCCUUGUAUUAAUAUUCACUGGAGAGGAUUCAAUAACUAAAAUGCUGAUGGAGCAUGAAGCCUUCAGUCUGUACAAUUCAGAGUGUCUUUUUCCUUUGGAGCUGCUUUGCCGGUUAUGCUAUUACGUGUGUCAACUUAUUAUGCAGACCUGGCAACUUUUCACUUCCUUUAUUCUUUGCUGUGGCUCAAGUAUAGGACAGGGGCCUAAGUGGUUUAUGUGUUCUGAAGUAAAAACAAAUGAUAGCUUUAUUUGUGUAGAGUUAGAUAUAACAAAAGUUUUUCUGAGCCAGUGGGCAGAAAAAGAACCUGUUGUGUGAAACUUCAUUUGUAGAAAGCUACCAUUCUUGGGACAUUUUUUAAGUCCCAAACUCACCAUAUUCCUGGAUGCAGUAGGCAUUCUUUCCUGUUCUUUAAGGAGAGCAGUGUUGUGUACUUCCAGCCCACUACUUCCUGUGACUCAGCUGUUAAUUUCCAUGCCCUACUUUGAUGACGACUUCAUGCUGUCGGCAAAAGAAAAGGUAACUUUCUGCUAUGGGCCCUGUUUGGACAGGUGAACCCAGCAUAGCCAGUAACAAGAUAGCACAGUCCACAGAUCGCAGAGAAGAAUUGAGUAGAAUUCUUAAGAAUUACAGACUUAUGGCAGAGGAAGUCACAGCCAACAAAUGGCAGCAUGAGUUCCCUGUAGAAAAACGCUGUAAGCUCUUUACCUGCAGCGUGCUCACCAGCUACAAUGCUGGGUGACUGGCCAAGGGCUGAGGAGUUAAGAGAAAUCCAGGAGAGCAUUUGUCCAUAUUGGCCUUCAAGACUGAGGUCUUGCUAAGCAGACACGAUAAAGAAUACCUUUUGGCGGGGGAGGCAGGAGGCAUGCCUCAGAAACAGGUAAAACAAUGUCCUGGAAGGGUAGCAUAAAGUGAAUGCUAGAACAUUUUAAACAAGUUUGUAGCCACAUCAAAAAUUGAUUCUGCUGUCGAUGCUGGUUUCAGAGGCUGCCAACACCUGUGUAAUUCUCAGAUCAUAAUUUUUAGUGUAAGUAUUCACCAGGGGAUCAUUACCCCUAGUACAGGUGCAGUACAGGAAGAUGAAGCUGAUGAAGGUUACGUAGUUACACAAAGCAGCUCUGCCCUCUGGAAAGGUAAGGGAAAUAUUCUGUGGGCUGUAGUCAUUGCACUGCUUAUGAUUUUCAGUUUG
This is a messenger RNA of Ochotona curzoniae (black-lipped pika), 2712 nucleotides long. Its product is annotated as cytochrome c oxidase assembly factor 1 homolog. The transcript has 7 exons. The coding region runs from base 365 to 775 and encodes 136 amino acids. The record is from RefSeq and is a predicted model, not a curated record. Gene Ontology annotation, cellular component: mitochondrial inner membrane. Lineage: Eukaryota; Metazoa; Chordata; Mammalia; Lagomorpha; Ochotonidae. Gene Ontology annotation, biological process: mitochondrial respiratory chain complex IV assembly; mitochondrial respiratory chain complex I assembly.